Eucalyptus grandis is the source of this 4479-nucleotide messenger RNA. RefSeq lists its product as uncharacterized. NCBI's taxonomy places the organism in Eukaryota, Viridiplantae, Streptophyta, Magnoliopsida, Myrtales, Myrtaceae. The record is from RefSeq and is a predicted model, not a curated record.
CUUGGGCCAGUUCAUUGCCGAUCAAAACUCCAGGGGGAAGAGAAGGGUGGCUUCGACCUCCAUAGCCAUCGUACGAACCUCUCCGAUUCGGAGCUCCGGAGCCGCAAUUCCGACCCGUUUCCCCGCCGGCAGCCGCGCUCGGCUCGCUCCUCCUCCGCCGCCGGAAUCGAGCGAGCUCGUUCCGUCGUUUCCUCCACCCCAUCCGGCGUCGCGAUUGAAGAGGUGACAAAGUUGUACCUUUUACUCGAGGGCAUAUAACUGAUCCUUAUGUCCACCAGCAUUGCAGUUUUGUCAUGUUUCAGUCUGCUUAUCAGAUAUGUGACAUUGAUGAAUUAGAGACGCUGGUGCAAUGGCAUCAUCCAGUAAAUUUGAUCUGUCUUCUAGCAGCCCUGAUAGGUCACUAUAUGGCAGUGGGUCGCGUGGAUCCCACAUAGCAACUCCAAUGGAGAGGUCAGGCAGCUUUCGUGAGAGCAUGGAGAAUUCAAUGUCAAGGAACAGUUCUUCAACACCACAGGCGGAAGUUAUGAAUUUCUUCCAAUACUUACCAUUUGAUUCGAAAUUGAUGGCUGCGGAUUAUAGGUCUAAUAAACACGGUGACUUAAAACGAGGUAUAAUUGUUGCUCUGGGCUUUUCAGCCGAUGAUUCUCCUUUAAACAUUUCAAAAGGCAAGCCAUCUCUGGAGGAGCUUAAACGAAGUUUGCGUGAAACUUCUAAUAAAGCCAGGGAACGAGCAAGAAUAUUUGGCGAAGCAUUAUUGACACUAAACGAGUUUUUCCCUGGUCUAACUACAAAGAAGAGAUCUCGUCCUGAUGUUUUUUCCAAUGAUCGCUCUGGUGCCAUGAUAUCAAGUGACCGAUCUAUGGUUGGAUCGGGCCUUGCUAAGAUAGGAACCCAAAAUAACGCCAGCACUGGUGCUUUUGAGCUUGGCCAGCAAAAGUCCGAGGACCGAACUAAAGGCUCAGUUCCAAAUAAACGCACUCGGACCUCAUUAAUGGAUGCAAAGACGGAUGCACGGGCUAAUACAUCAGUAAGGACAUCUGGGCCUGCUGAUAGGGAAAGGGAACUGCCUAAGCUAGCAAAUAGUGGUGCCCCUCAGUGUGAGGAAAGGACACGGUCAAUCGGCGUUGAUGGUUGGGAAAAGUCUAAAAUGAAGAAGAAACGAUCUGGAAUAAAGUCGGUAUCCCCAGGUGUAUCCUCCGCUAAACCUGCCGAUGGUUACCGGGAUUCCAAGCAAGGAAUGCAGCAAAGAUCUGUUAACGAUGCCCGACCAAAGUUGAAUAAUGAGUCAAAUGAGCUCAGGCCAGGAGUUGGUAAUGGAUCCCCUGGAGUUGGAAAAGCAGAAGCUAUCUCUCAAAAUAGCUUCUGUGCACGUACUUCAUUACCUAAGGCUGACCUGGACAGCAGUUCCCGUGACAAGAAAGAUCGUCCUAUCUCAGACAAGGAACGGAUAAAUCUCAAAGCUGUUAAUAAGACAAAUGCCCGUGAUGAUUUAACUUCUGCAAGUCCUACAUCUAGCACAAGAAUGACUGCAUCUGUUAGAGGUCCAAGAUCAAGUUCUGGCGUUGCGCCUAAGUUGUCCCCAGUUGUCAACAGUCCAACUGUGUCUAAUGAUUGGGAGAUCCCCAAUUGUACAACCAAGUCUUCUGUUGCUGUUGGGGCACAAAGUCGCAAACGCACAGCAUCAGGGCGAUCUUCUUCUCCACCUGUUGCUUGCUGGCCAAGGCCUCAGAAAAUUCCCCGAACUGCUAGGAGAAGAAAUUUUGUUCCAUCUGUUCCCAGUAAUGACGAAACCUCUCCUAUGGAUACCAGUUCUGAUGUUGUGGGAAAUGAAGUUGGAUUGGGGUUUCCCAGACGUAUGCCAAGCAGUUCUCCUCAGCCUGUUAGAUUGAAAGCUGACCCAUUAUCUUCCACCCCGUUAUCAGAAGGCGAGGACAUGGCUGCUGAAUUUAAAUCAAGGGAUAAAACCAAGAAGUCUGAUGAAGUGGAUGAGAAAUCUGGCCAUUCUGUACAGAAGAUUUCUACUUUGGUAUCAUCAUCAAGGAAGAAUAAGUUAAUUCCAAGGGAGGACUUAGGAGAUGGUGUCCGAAGGCAAGGGAGGAGUGGGCGCGGUUUUACUUCCUCCAGAUCGCUCUUGCCAGUAUCAAGUGAGAAACUUGGCAAUGAGGACACUGCACAACCUCUUAAAAGUGCCAAACUUGGUUUGGACAGAACUGAAAGCAAAGCUGGCCGUCCAACAUCUAGGAAACUUUCUGACAGAAAGGCCUAUACUCGUCAACGGCAUCAAUCAGUCAAUGUGGCUGCAGAUUUUCUGGUUGGCUCUGAUGAUGGGCAUGAAGAGCUAUUGGCUGCUGCCAAUGCUGUCGUUAAUCCAUCUCAUGUGGUCCCGAACGAGUUUUUGAUGCAAAUGGAAGCGGUCUUUGGUUUUAUAUUUGAUGAAGACAUUGCUUAUUUGAAGCAACAGGGAAAUUUUGAUUCUGUAACUCAAACACCAAAUCUUGUUGCUACCGAUACAGAUAAUUGGUGUAGUUAUCCCAAUGGGUUUGGGUUGGUUGAAGGGGAAAGGCAGAUGGGGCUUGAUCUUGCUGGACAGAUGGAAGUAGCAGCGCCAGAUCAAAACACGAUCCCUCUUUGUCAGAGGCUCAUAGCGGCCCUAAUUCCAGAGGAGGAGGCUGAUUGUGGCAGCUUUGAAAAUGAUGAUCUCAUAAAUGAUGCACAUGGAUCAAGGCUCAAGCUAGAUAGAGAAAUGGAUUUAAAUAGUUUUAGUUGCCAACCACUUCAUAACCAUCGGUAUUCUAGUGCCCUGGGUCUCAAUGGUCACAUGGUAUCUUGCAUUCCUGACCAUGAAGAGCAUGACAAUGAUAUUGUCGACAUGAUAAGGACAGGGAUAAAUUCAGGCUUUGAACAUCCAAUAAAUGGAUUAGUCAGAGACCAAAUAAUGAUGCCGAGCACGGGGCAUUCAGAAGUUAAAUAUGAUUGCAUGAGUAUAGAUGAAAGACUUAUCCUGGAGGUUCACAGUAUUGCGCUCUUCCCUGAGGCCAUGCCUCAUGGUGAGCAAAUGGAGAGGAAAGGAGUCAAUGAUGAGAUCAUGCAAUUAGUGGAGAAAUACCACAUGCAGGUAUCCAAGAACAAAGGUUUUUUGGAAAGACUGAUCAAGGUUGCUGCAGAAACAAAAGAAACUCAAGAAAAGGAGUUCGAACAACAUGCGAUGGAGAAGCUCGUAGAAAUGGCUUACAAGAAGUAUAUGAUGUGUGGGGGUUCAAAUCCCACCAGUGGGAAGAGUUCAACCAACAAGAUGGCCAAGCAAGCUGCUUUGGCAUUUGUUAAACGUACGUUAGACCGGUGCAAACAAUAUGAAAAGACUGGCAAGAGCUGCUUCAGUGAGCCCUUGUUUAGGGAUAUCUUUCUGAGUGGGACUUCUCGUCGAACAGUUUUGGAAGCUUCCAAGGGUUCACAGCAAAGUCCUUCCGUGUCCCUUAUUGGUCAAAAAAUGGAUAAUUGUGACAUGAAUUCCAUGGACGUGCCACUGCCUGGAAAUCUUGUGGCUGAACAAAGCACUGGUAAAGAAGAUUUAUGCUUCAAUAGAGUAAAGAAGAGGGAAUUGUCGCUCCAUGAGGUUGUAGCUGGUACAAUUGGAAAUUCUUCCACUUCACCAUCAGUCCUUGGAACUUCUCUGUCUAGCAGCACUAAAGGAAAGAGGAGUGAGAGGGACAGAGAAGGAAAGGUGCUAUCUAGAACGGGAAAUAAUAAAAGCAAUCGAUCAGCAGUAUUUACUGCCAAGGGAGAAAGAAAAUCUAAAGCGAAGCCCAAGCAGAAAAUGACUCAAUUAUCGGUAUCUAUCAAUGGACUUCUUGGAACAUCAGAACAGCCAAAAUCAACAUUGCCUUCUGGUUCCAAGGUAGUGACAGCCAGUAGUAAUUCCAAGGAAAAACUUGGCUUUAGUUUUGAUGGGCUUGAGGACCCAAUUGAUUUGUCAGGUCUGCAGCUACCAGGAAUUGAUGAACUUGGUGUUUCCGAUGAUUUGGAUAACCAUGGCCAAGACCUUGCUUCAUGGUUGAACAUUGAAGAUGAUAAUCUGCAAGAGAAUGACUUUAUGGGGCUUGAAAUUCCUAUGGAUGAUCUUUCAGACGUAAAUAUGAUGGUUUGAAGUUGUUUCUCUGUAUAGUCUUAUUAAUUAUACUGUUGACAAAAAGACACAAACUGCAGUUGUUAAAGGAACAACCUACUUUGAAGGGGUGCAAUCAAGUCAACAAAAUUAGGUUAUAUAGAUUCUUUUGUAGUCUUCUUCAGAAGUUGAUCUUGAAGUGAGCCUUUCAGAUGUUUUCGAUUUUGCCUCUGUACUAAGGUGGUGACCCUGAAUGUAAAGAUCUUGCUCAACGUACAAGUUAGUAUUUGUAGGGACUAUAUCUUUGCAAAAAUGUACAAUGCCUCUUGUACAUACAUUUCUGAUUUCAAAUAAUAUCAUCUUUUCAUUGGAGGAAA